AACAUGCAAUUAAUUCGCCCCAAAGCACGACUAGUGUUGGACCCAUGACGUUCAUACAUUGAGAAAAUACACAUAUUUCAGUUGUUGCCCAACAUCCUUUCUUUGGAACACUAUUUGGUCCUGAUUUGUAGACUCACAGAUGGGCGGUGUUUUAUCUGGCGCUGCUCUUUACAACCGUAAUAGACAGUCUAUGAAAUAGAUGUAAAUACACGGACCAUGAAAGUACAGUGAUCGGACUAGCUGCCAAAGUAACGCCCGCAAGCUACAACAGAGGAGACGUGUGUCAAGAGCAGAUGUAAGAUGAGGCUUGUUUAAACCACUCAAACAGUGUUCAGAUCUGUAAGACUAUGAUGUGUGAGUCCUCCCUGGUGCGAUGCCUGCAGCUGUGUGUGUCCUUACUGAUGGUGGUCAGACUGCAGGGCAAGGUAACAGCCCCUGAGCGCAUGGAGGCCCCAGUGGAGCUCCCCUUCACUCUGUCCUGCAUGGUGUCUAAGGGGCGUGGGGACAGCCUGAAACAGGUGCGCUGGCUGGAUGUCCAGAACAAGACUCUGUUGACCUACGAGCCCAGCCAGAAGGACAGCGUGAGCGGCCAGCAGCAUGUAGAGCUUGCACCCUCCCCCAAGGACACCUCAGCCAUCACCAUCCGCAGGGUGGGCUUCAGAGACGAGGGCUGCUACACCUGCAUCUUUGACCUUUACCCCUCAGGAUCGCAGGAGGGACGCACCUGCCUCACCGUCACAUCCCGUGUGACUGCAGAGGGUAACAAGACAGCGGUGAGUGGUAAGGCGGUAGUCCUGUCUUGCUCCUAUGGCCUGCCAGAGAAGGUACAGCAGGUGCUGUGGAGACACACAGCAGGGCAGGGGGACUCCAGCGGAGUAGCCUCCUAUGCCAAGCGCAGCGACCCCAUGAUCGAGCCACCCUACCAGGAGAGGGCCUGGCUGACCCCCUCCUUCUCCCACAGCCAGCUGUCCAUCAGACCAGUCAGCAUCCAGGAUGAGGGCUGCUACACCUGCGAGUACCACACCUACCCAGAGCGAACCAAGAGUGCUACCGUCUGCCUCACUGUCUUUGUACUGCCGAAACCCCAGGUGAGCUACAAGAGCACAUCUCCAGGGGUGAUCGAGGCCAACUGUACAGCCGUGUCACGGCCCCCGGUGGAGAUAGUGUGGAACGUGGAGAGGGACAACCGAACUAUGGGUCCCCCUGUGACAUCACAGCUCCAGCAGGGGGAUGGGACCACCCUGGUCAUCAGCACCCUCACUGUCCAAUCAGGGCUGCUGAAGGACGUGUCCGUCAAAUGCCUGGUCCACCAUAAGGGUCUGGAGUCACCCAUCGCUGUGUCUAUGAACACCAAGAUUGGGACAGCUCUGACCAUCUUAAUCUCUGUGACCACUGUAGCUGCUCUGCUGGUCAUAUGUCUCUGCUUCUGUCUCUGGAAGUGUUUCCUGCGCAAAGAAGAUGACGGAGUCUGAAAGGAGGAAGUGAUAUUCAGCCAAUCAGAGACAGUUCCUCAACAUUCUGCUGCACCUUCAGAAGUGAAGCAAGGCCCACCUCAAGAAGAGGACACACAAUACAAUCCAUCAUGACCAACAUCACAGGGUCACUGAGAAUCUGAAUCCAUCCACUCAAAACACCAAUUGUUUAGUCACAAUGGCUUGUACUCACCAGUUUCAAGAGUUUCAUAGUAGGAGUGCUGAUAUGCGAUCAGAUUUCCCUUUCAGAUCAUAAUAAAUAAGAUUACAUGGACAGUCACAUACCUGACCCUAGGUCAGCACUCCUACUCUGAGACUCUUUGAAUACGGCCCAGAAUAAUCACAACACAUCCUAACAGAUCUGAACCUAACCUUGUCCUCUGAUAACCCCAAACACCAUCGAUAUAUAUCAUGAGGUGUGAUGCUGACUAAUUAUUUUAUUCUUGUAACUGCCUUGGAUUCUUUGUGCUAUUGUAAAGUAUGUUCCCGAGAUGAAAGGGACUAUGUCUGUGGGAAAACCAUGAAAACUCUGAAUGAGAAGUGAAAAUACCUUAGUCUACCAGGGUAUUACAGUAUUCAGUGGCCCUCACGUCUUGUGAUACACUAAAUGCAGAAGAGCUGAGUAGUUAUUGUAUGGAAUUUACAAACUUUAAAGUCCCACUUUAGACCACUGUAAUGCAGCUUCUGUGGAGGACCUACCCUUUUGAACCCCCCAGAAUUUUCAUUCUAUUCUCAGUGUUUCAUGGGACAGCCUGCUUUGCCAAGUUAUUUGCCAAUUAAGUGUACAUAAUGUGUAGGCGACUGACAGUAUUUAGCUAAGCGUGAUUUCUUUCUGGAACCUCCUACAGAUGUAGGAUCUUAAUUUGAUCACCAUGUGGAGGGAGAAUUUUCCUGCAGGAGAACUUUCCUGCAAUGUAGUGUAGUUGAGGUGUAAAAAGGCUUCUAAAGUUUGUAAUUUCCACUUUGAAAUUUCAGACUUGAUUUUCCCUUAUGAAAAAUUGGUAACACUUUAUUUGAAACCCAGUGUUAUAACAAGUUAGAACGCCAUCAUAACCAUGUCAUAAUAUGUCAUAACAACUGACAUAACUUGUCAAAACCUGUCAUUAUAUGACCCAUAUAUUUACACAUGUUGUGACAUACAGUAUAUUGUGUUAUUUUGUGGGUGGUUAUGACAUCUACACAAAUGUGUUUUUUCUUUCGUUUAAAAGUUUGUUUCUUAAAUACUUUGUGGAUGUUGUAAUGAAUUCUUUACAGGUAUCAUAUUUCAAAUAACUUCACCACCCUGUGUCACUUGGACUAAGAAAAUAGACUUUAUGACUCUGUCAAGAAGCAUUAUGGCCAUCAGAGUCAUAUAAGCCAGAUAGGCCUAUCAGGUACCUGCCCUAAUGUCAGUCAUCAGUCACAAAGAGGGUGUCUUGUCCUGCUCCUGAAACAUGCACCUGCAUUCAUCCCAGUCAUCAGAAACAGAGCUUUGGGGUAGGUGCAUGUCUGACACCAAUUACAAUAAUCAUUUAACAUGGUCAAUAAAUACAAAACUCUAUAACAUAAACAUAGUGUUGACAUGAAGUGUUUGCCCUUGUGUGGUAGGUUUUGUGGGGUUUGACACUCUUAUGUAGGUGUCAUAACCAGCCAUAUAAUAAUGCAAUAAAUGUCACAACAGGUCUACAUAUAUGUAUCGUGACAGUGAUAUGACCAUAUUAUAACAGGUUAUGACAAGUUAUUUCAACUGUUAUGACAUAUUAGGACAGGAUUAUGACCGUGUCAAGUAAAGUGCUACUGAAAAAUGGAUCAUCUCCUACAAAAAUGUUAUAUCCCACCUAAUAAUUCACAUUUUCUGUUGCUGCAGGAUUAUUUUCCUGCUGUAUCAAACUGGCUCAAUUUAAAAUCCUACAUCUGUUGCAUGCUGGCAAUGAUAAAGCUAUCUGUAAGGGUUCAACCGCAGGUCUCAGACAUAGACCACUUACUCAGAACUCUUGCAGAGUUGGCGAGAGGGUGGUUGAAUAUAUGCUCAGAUAAAAAUAUUUUAUAAAAUUAUACCAUUAAUGCCAUUUUUAUCAUGGGGAGAGGAAUAACUGUAGUUAUGAGUUGUUUGUGAGUGUGUGUGUUUUCAGAUUCCAUGGUCAGAUGGUUUAAUGUGAUUCCCAGUAGAAGACGUGUAUGAAUAUGUGCAAUUGCUUCCCUUUUGAAUCACUGCCACCAAGGAGUGGCCAGGCCAUCAGUAUUAUCAGGUCUCUGCAGAUUUAAGCUUCAUGAAAUGCUGAACCGAUUUACUUCAUCUGUAUUGGCAUCAGUCAAGGUUAAUUGCCUUUUUAGGAGAAAACUGUCAUGGUUUGCUAUCAUAAUGCAUCUUCUGUGGUACUUCUCUAAUUGCGUCAUCAUACAUGUCACUUUACUUAGAGGUUUUUCCCAGUAUGUACAUUGACUGCUGUGGUAUGUGAUGUAACCAUUGAAUAUGUGUGUGGGGGGCUCUUACCAGAUAACAUGUGUUUCAUAAUGUGCCUUCUCCCAGAGUCACUUCACACGCUGAAGAAGCAACUAACCACAUCAAAGGUCAACACAGCCCCCGUAUGAAGGAAGAUGCUGUCACUUGAAAAUGUACUGUGUGAUGAAGACGUGAUGAAAUGUAAGAUAAAAACAUUUAGAAAAAGGUCUGGUGUAUUACUGGUUACAAAAUAAUUGAUACUUAAUACUGAACAUUGAAAGUUGACAAAACAAAACUGAGGUUUUUGAGUUUGUAUCCCAGGAAUGGAAUUCUGGGGCCAGUCUCUGUACACCUGGAUUGACUUUAAAGAGAGAGGGGGGAAAGGUGGAAUUAUUCUCCUCUUGGCUGUUUGUCCAUAUCUGGCUUCCAUAUGCACUUUGUUCCAAGUCUGUUUUAUCCUGAGCCGUGGUGUUUGAUAGGGGUACCGAGCUUUGGAGAAUAAAAACACACACACACACAGCUUCAAAUAGGCCAGCAUCAAUCUGUAAGGGCAGCUCUGCAGUGAAGGCUGGUUAAAGUGUGUUUAUUAGCUCUGUGUCACAAACACUGCCCUCUGUGACUUUCCUCUGUGACUGCCCUCUGUGACUGCCCUUUGUGACUGCCCUCUGUGUGGGAUUGUGUUCUCUUGGCUUGGUGUGCAGUAGAACAGAUUAUUGUUUGAAAAUUGAAUGUUUUCUUAUGAGAGAUCAGAUCACUCGUUUUCCACGCAGCUUUAGCAUGGCCAGGAAUGUGUUUGUGUGUCUUCAGAACUAAAUCCACAACCUGUUCCAUUUCUUAUGCACAUUGUACACUCAAGAGGAAUAGGUGCUUUCUCUAUCAGUAUAAGGUUUGAUCAUGGAAUAGUACUGGAAUCUGUCAUCAUUCUCACGUUUGCUCCAAACCCCCCCCUCCAGUGACACACCCAGUUUCCCUCAUACUAAUGAGACUGGGUGUAGUGUGUUGUUAGGGUUGAUUUUGGACCAAUCCCACAGUCAUACCCCUCUUACACAUCUUGUCCACCCUGUCAUAAGGUUUCUGGGUCUGUAGUGCGAUGAAGUCACAUGAUUUCUGGAUGCAGUCUGCCAUUUCUCUCUCACCACCCAUCUACCACCCCUCCAUCCAUCCAUCUACCACCCCUCCAUCCAUCUAUCCAUCCAUCCAUCCAUCCAUCUAUCCACCCAUCUACCACCCCUCCAUCCAUCUACCACCCCUCCAUCUAUCCAUCCAUCUACCACCCCUCCAACCAUCCAUCUAUCCAUCCAUCUACCACCCCUCCAACCAUCCAUCUACCACCCCUCCAUCAUCCAUCUAUCUAGCCAUCUACCACCCCUCCAUCCAUACAUCUAUCCACCCAUCCAUCCAUCUACCACCCCUCCAUCCAUCCAUCUAUCCAUCCAUCUACCACCCAUCUAUCCAUCCAUCUAUCCACCCAUCCAUCCAUCCAUCCACCCACCCACCCAUCCAUCCAUCCAUCCAUCCAUCCAUCCAUCCAUCUCUAUCCAUCCACACCUCCCUCUGAGCAUAGAGUUUCUGUCUGAAUAAACAUUAUCUCUCUGAGCAUAGAGUUUCUCUCUCAAUAAACAUCAUCUCUCUGAGCAUAGAGUUUCUCUCUGAAUAAACAUAAUCUCUCUGAGCAUAGAGUUUCUCUCUGAAUAAACAUAAUCUCUCUGAGCAUAGAGUUUCUCUCUGAAUAAACAUAAUCUCUCUGAGCAUAGAGUUUCUCUCUGAAUAAACAUAAUCUCUCUGAGCAUAGAGUUUCUCUCUGAAU
This is a messenger RNA of Oncorhynchus nerka (sockeye salmon), 5701 nucleotides long. Its product is annotated as OX-2 membrane glycoprotein-like. Lineage: Eukaryota; Metazoa; Chordata; Actinopteri; Salmoniformes; Salmonidae. Gene Ontology annotation, molecular function: cell-cell adhesion mediator activity. Bases 348 to 1472 code for a protein of 374 amino acids. Gene Ontology annotation, cellular component: neuronal cell body; axon; cell surface. The record is from RefSeq and is a predicted model, not a curated record. The transcript is spliced from 8 exons. Gene Ontology annotation, biological process: negative regulation of neuroinflammatory response; heterotypic cell-cell adhesion.